AUUUGACCAUUAAAAAAAUAAUGUGAAGAAAAGAACAGACAAGAUACAAGUUGCCCAAUAACUACAGAGAUAACAAAGAAAAUAAAUUUCCUCUGAACACACCAACCCUCCUUCCAACCCUCCUUCCUACCAUAGAAAACGAAAGAAUCCAAAGCAGACCCUCUCUCUUUAACCCGAAUACCAGAAUAAAAAACAAGCCUGAAAAAGCAAAAUUGAAUUGGGGAAAAAAGCUAGGGUUUUUGUGCGAUAUGCACAUAACCCAUGUCUUCAAUAUCUUUCUCCGUUGGUAAUUCUGGGGUUUUUGCUCGCCGGCGUAAUUGUAAUCUGAUGCUCAGCUCCAAUUGCAUUCACUCCCUUCCUCAGCGCCCACACCUCUCAUCCUUAAGCCCUAGAUUCAAGUCUUCGAAAUUCUCCUCUAAAUCGCCACUUGCCCCUAUCUUGAGCUUUCGGGUUGCCGGAAAUCAUCACAAGUUGUCAGCCAAGAAGUGGAAAAUCUCAUGCUUCAGACAUGAGGAGUUCUCAUCUGACACCCCAAAUUCGGAGUCCGUUGACGAACUCCUACAAGAGUAUGAGAAGACAGAAAUUAUUAAACCAACCCUCGAAGGGAGUCAUUGGAGUACAAACCUUAAAAAGAUAGCAGAUGCACUGUUCAGAGCAAUCGGGAAGCCGUGGACUGUACCAUGGACUGCAGAGACCAUUCUACAGGUAACACUCCUCUGGGUCAUCUCCUUCUGGUUCGUGGGCACAUGGAUGAUCCCGUUUGGGGCCCACAUUGCCGGCUUCAGCAAGAGAUCCCUCACAUACAGAGGCCAGGCUCUGUUCAGCCUCAUAACAGAUGUUACCCAAGGCCUAGCCGGAAUAUUGAUCCUCCACCGCUGUCUGUCACGAUUCCGGCCACUGCCGCCCGAUUGGUUUAGGUUCAGCCUGAAAGGGAACUGGCCACUCGACGUUCUAAUCGGAUGCUUCCUAUUCCCAUUGGUCAACCGCCUCUCGCAGUUCAACUUGGACAUAUUGCCCAUUUUGCCCUCGACGCCCGUAGCCCUCUCGAGCGUUGAGCAGUCGAUUAUGGCUCGCGAUCCGGUUGCCAUGGGUCUUUAUGCUUUGGUUCUCGUUGUUUGUGCCCCUUUGUGGGAGGAGAUUGUGUUCAGGGGCUUCCUUUUGCCUUCCUUGACCAAGUGCAUGCCUGUGUGGUGCUCGGUUUUGGUGAGUGCGUUCGCGUUUGCCCUGGCCCAUUUCAAUGUGCAGAGGAUGUUGCCGUUGAUUUUUUUAGGGGUUGUGAUGGGCGUGAUUUACGCGCGGUCGAGGAAUCUGUUGCCCUCCAUGCUGCUUCAUAGUCUGUGGAAUGGUUUUGUGUUUUUGGAUUUGAUGAAGUGAAAUCAUGUAUAACUGAUUUUACUUGUACGUGCCCUGGGAAGUCUUCUUGAGGAUGAGCCGGAUUUGAUAUUUGGCGUAAAUCGUAUUGGAUUGCAAAUUCAGUGUGAUCUUUUGCACGACGAAAAAGUAAAAGGAUCAGGUUGUGUGUAAUAUUUUAUCGAGCCAAACCUUUUGCAUAGGUUGUACAUUUGUUGGGGAUUGGCAUUAAAAUGGUUUUCUCUACUGGAUAAGGUUAGUGAUUGCCCUUUGUUAUUUCCCUGUGUUAUGUAAAGAUUUUUUAGACUAGAAACAGAAAUUUUAGAAAUAAUAGUGAAUGUAUUUCAGAGCAAGUUAAAUCAUAAACGUAGAUUCAAGAAUGCUUUGCAUGUCCCUCUGUCCAUUUUCCAGUUUUAAUUCCACUUGUAUUUUGGCUUUGUGAACCUUGUUUGUAUGUUGCAGUAGUGACCUUACUAUUUUCUGUUUAUGAGUGGAUUUAUAGUGUGUUGGUGUAUUCUAGCACCAAUGAAAAUGG
Messenger RNA from Striga asiatica, 1885 nucleotides. The record is from the annotation of a GenBank genome assembly. Lineage: Eukaryota; Viridiplantae; Streptophyta; Magnoliopsida; Lamiales; Orobanchaceae.